Molecule: messenger RNA, 1556 nt
Organism: Schistocerca nitens (vagrant locust)
Lineage: Eukaryota; Metazoa; Arthropoda; Insecta; Orthoptera; Acrididae
Product: exopolyphosphatase PRUNE1-like
Exons: 7
Coding region: 86-1222 (378 amino acids)
Cellular component (GO): cytoplasm
Molecular function (GO): exopolyphosphatase activity
Source: RefSeq, a predicted model, not a curated record
CUUUGACAACGUGUGCGGUUUUCAAAUAUUAGUCUGCGAAAUGGUUGCGGGUUUGAAGGCAUGUAUGUUGGCGUGAUUGAAGAAAAUGGCUUGGCAAUUCUUAGGUGAAGCAGCGAAGCUGCAACUUGGGGCACUACAAAAAGUUAGGAUCAUAAUGGGCAAUGAAUCGUGUGAUCUGGAUUCAGCUGCGUCUGCCCUUGCAUAUGGCUACCUCCAAAACUGUAUGGCAAACAGAAAUCCUAAUAUUGGCACGGUAAUACCAAUCCUAAAUAUUCCUCGGGAAGACUUUAUCCUGAAGACCGAAGUUUGUUAUUAUCUUAAAAAGUGUGGUGUUCCACUCGAGAACCUGUUUUUCAGAGACACAAUUAACUUCGAUUUACUAAUGUCGUCUAGUGAAUUGGAGAUUGUGCUGGUUGACCACCAUGCCCUCUCUGAUAAGGACACUUCUCUUAAGCCGUAUGUGAUUGAGGUUAUUGAUCACAGACCUCUUGAUCCGGAUUGGCAGUGGGAGAAUGUAAAAAAGACCAUGGAGACUGUCGGUUCAUGUGCAACGCUGGUAGCUGAAUUAGUGAAUACUCAAAAUGAAUUUCCAGUGCCAGAAGAAGUUCUGAUGUUACUAUAUGGCACAAUCAUCUUAGACACGGCUUGCUUGUCGGAUAAUCCGAAGAAGUUUACUGCCAAAGAUGUGUCAGUUAUGGAAGAGCUGGAGAAACGACUCGUGAAUAAGCCAGGCCGUGGUACUCUUUACAGCGAGCUACUGUCAGUUCGAUGUGAUAUAACUGAAUUGUCAAUUUCACAGUUAUUGAGGAAAGACUUGAAAGUAGUGUCCAAUAUCCCAGUUUCCUCACUCCCCUUGCUGAUUCAGGACUUCUUGGGCAUGUCAGAUGCAGAAGAAGAAGUAGAGAGAUUUGCUGAGAGUCACCAGUAUAAAGCUGUUGUGAUUUUAGGAGUAUCCAAAUUAGGCAAUGAAUUAAAGAGAGAGAUUGCAAUUUUUUCACAAGAAAGAAGUUUGCUUAAAGUGCUGACAGAUAGCCUGACAAAAUCCAAGACUCCCAAUCUUCAGCUUCAACCCAUAAAAAAAAUUUCUGACAGUGGAAAGGUAGUACUUUUUCGGCAGCUGAAUAAAGAUGCUUCAAGGAAACAGAUAGUGCCUUUGGUGAAACAGGCAGUCAUAAAUUAUGAAAGAACACACAGUCCAAGUUGUAGUUCUACCAGAAGCUGAGAGGUAUAUACAGUCUGCAGAUAUGAGAUAGGGGUGUCAUGUUUUGUGCUAAAACUCUGUUUAAACAAUCGGGACUUGAGGAAAAAGAAAUUGGAUGGCUGCAGUGAAGUAUUUCUCUGUUGUUCAAUGGUGCAUGGAUUGUUCUCCAUUCCAGUGUGUCUGUUUAAAAAAAAGUGAAGUACUUGGAUUUCAGUGGUGGAGAACAAAGUGAAAUGUAAUAAGUGUUCCUGUAAUGCAGCUUCUUUGCAUUAUUUUAAACUGAAACUAUCCGUGUUUAUUCUCCCUCCCUCCCUCCCUCUCCCCCCUCCCUCCAUCACUCCCUCCCCCACUCCCU